ACGACACGUGUAUGGUGACGUGGAAACUGCCUUCUCUCUCUCCUCUUCCUUUUUCACCACCCCUUCAUUCUCUCUCUCAAUGCCAUGCUCUUUCCCUCGUUUUUUAAGAGAGAGAAAGUAGAGAGAGAAGUUGCAUAAUUGCUUUUCCAAACCUUAAUUUGAGGAUAGUUCGAAGCUACCAGGACCAAUUGUUGUUGUUCCUCCUUUUUGUUUUUUAAUUGGGGAUUUUCGCUUUCGUUUUUUUACCCCCCUUGACGAUAGAGUUGGGUGUUUUUCAGCUGAAUAAUUUGUCGGGGAGUAUUUGACUUGGUGCAUUUCUUUUGGAGCUUACCUCAUGGGAAACAGUGAGGAAGGGAAACCCGUUAAGAAUGGAAAUCCUUCUUCACCCGUAACAACUGAUCAAACCAAUCAGGCCAACCAGCCUAACAUUCAUGUCUACCCUGAUUGGGCUGCCAUGCAGUAUUAUGGGCCGAGAGUCAACAUUCCACCAUACUUCAACUCAGCCGUGGCUUCUUCUGGUCAUGCUCCACACCCAUACAUGUGGGGACCCCCACAGCCUAUGAUGCCACCUUAUGGGCCUCCUUAUGCAGCAUUUUAUUCACAUGGAGGGGUUUAUACUCACCCUGCAGUUGCUAUUGGGCCACAUUCACAUGGUCAAGGAGUUCCUUCUUCUCCUGCUGCUGGGACCCCUUCGAGUGUGGAAACACCAACCAAAUUAUCUGGAAAUACUGAUCAGGGUUUAAUGAAGAAAUUGAAAGGGUUUGAUGGGCUUGCAAUGUCAAUAGGCAAUUGCAAUGCUGAGAGUGCUGAGCGUGGGGCUGAAAACAGGCUGUCACAGAGUGUGGAUGCUGAGGGUUCAAGUGAUGGAAGUGAUGGUAACACUGCAGGGGCUAAUCAAACAAGAAGGAAAAGAAGCCGAACGGGAACACCAACUACUGAUGGAGAAGGGAAGACUGAGAUACAAGAUGGUCCAGUUUCCAAAGAGACUUCAGCUUCUAAAAAGAUUAUGCCAGUUACCCCAACGAGUGUUGCAGAAAAAUUAGUUGGACCUGCAGUUUCUUCAGGUAUGACCUCAGCACUGGAGCUUAGGAACCCUUCCGCUGUUCAUUCUAAGGCAAAUUCUGCAAGUGCUCCACAACCUUGUGGAGUUUUGCCUUCUGAAGCUUGGUUACAGAAUGAGCGUGAGCUGAAACGGGAGAGGAGGAAACAGUCCAACCGUGAAUCUGCUAGAAGAUCUAGGCUGAGGAAGCAGGCUGAGACCGAAGAAUUGGCAAGAAAAGUUGAACUGUUAUCGACUGAGAAUGUGUCACUGAAAUCAGAAAUAAAUCAAUUGACUGAAAGUUCUGAGCAGCUGAGGAUGGAAAAUUCUGCAUUGAGGGAAAAACUGGGAAAAUCUGAUCCGGGACGAACAGAAGAAAUAAUUUUGAGCAGCAUUGACAGCAAGAGGGCUACACCUGUGAGUACAGAAAACUUACUAUCAAGAGUUAAUAAUUCCAGUUCUAAUGAUAGAACUGCAGAGAGUGAGACUGAUUUCUGUGAGAAUAAAACGAACUCUGGUGCAAAGCUGCAUCAACUACUGGAUACAAAUCCUCGAGCUGAUGCUGUGGCAGCUGGUUGAAACCAGUCAUUGCACUGGCUCAUUAUGUAGUUUUGGCAUAUUACAAGUCCAAAAUUACAGCUAAGUGCUAACAGUUUUCAAAGGGAUGGAUCAGCUAAAUUUUAAAAUCUAAAUCCAUCAAGACCCGAACUAAUUCUUUGCCUGUCAGUUUCUUUCUUAGGACAAAAACUCUGUAUUCUAUUAGAUUUCACAGAAAUGGAUGACAACUUUAAAGUUUGUAAAUUGAAGGGAGUUAGAGAUUUAGUUUAGACUUUUUAAUAGAGGGUUGUCAACCGCUGUAUAAUUGGUUGGGUAUUAACUAUUGGUGUGAACUUUCUGAUGCUAUCUGAGCUAUGGUUACCUU
Molecule: messenger RNA, 1961 nt
Organism: Abrus precatorius (Indian licorice)
Lineage: Eukaryota; Viridiplantae; Streptophyta; Magnoliopsida; Fabales; Fabaceae
Product: common plant regulatory factor 1-like
Exons: 13
Coding region: 335-1618 (427 amino acids)
Biological process (GO): regulation of DNA-templated transcription
Cellular component (GO): nucleus
Molecular function (GO): DNA-binding transcription factor activity; sequence-specific DNA binding
Source: RefSeq, a predicted model, not a curated record